AUGGCACCCAAGAAGAAGGAAGAGCCUAAACCAGCUCCAGCACCCAAGCCUCCAGAGCCUGAGCCCCCCAAAGAGCCCGAGUUUGACCCCAAAGCAAUCCAGCUGGAGUUCACUCCCGAGCAAAUUGAAGAUUUCAAAGAUGCGUUCCAGCUGUUUGACAGGACGCCGACCAACGAAAUGAAAAUCACAUACGCGCAGUGUGGCGAUCUGAUCAGAGCCCUGGGACAAAACCCCACCAACGCUGAAGUGAUGUACGUCCUUGGCAAGCCCAAAGCUGAAGAUAUGCAGGUGAAAAUGCUGGAUUUUGAUCAGUUCCUGCCCAUGCACCAGCACAUCUGCAAGGCCAAGGACCGCGGCACAUUUGAAGACUUUGUUGAGGGUCUGAGGGUGUUUGAUAAGGAGGGAAAUGGCACAGUCAUGGGCGCUGAGCUUAGACACGUCCUGGCCACCCUGGGGGAGAAGAUGAAGGAGGAUGAGGUGGAGCAGUUAAUGGCCGGUCAGGAGGAUGCCAACGGCUGCAUAAACUAUGAGGCUUUUGUGAAGUACAUCAUGGCUGGUUAAAAAGAUAAUCAAGACAUGACAGCUGGGA
Chanos chanos (milkfish) is the source of this 589-nucleotide messenger RNA. It is a transcript of the gene myl13, whose product is annotated as myosin, light chain 13. The transcript is spliced from 7 exons. Lineage: Eukaryota; Metazoa; Chordata; Actinopteri; Gonorynchiformes; Chanidae. Bases 1 to 561 code for a protein of 186 amino acids. Gene Ontology annotation, cellular component: myosin II complex. The record is from RefSeq and is a predicted model, not a curated record. Gene Ontology annotation, molecular function: calcium ion binding.